This is a messenger RNA of Selaginella moellendorffii, 474 nucleotides long. RefSeq lists its product as uncharacterized. NCBI's taxonomy places the organism in Eukaryota, Viridiplantae, Streptophyta, Lycopodiopsida, Selaginellales, Selaginellaceae. The record is from RefSeq and is a predicted model, not a curated record. The coding region runs from base 37 to 372 and encodes 111 amino acids. The transcript is spliced from 3 exons.
UAAACCCAAUAACCCUAAGUCUUCACUCGCCCAAGAAUGUGUAUGCCGUGCUGUGUCAGCCUGGGAUCUACCACACAUGGGAGGACUGCAGUGCACAGGUUCAUCGCUACCCCUGGUGCUCUGUUUAAGGGUUUUGCGACGCGCGCGGAAGCGGAAACUUACCUCGCAUUGAUGUCUGAUUCUAAAGCGAUGCCCCCCUCUGAUCAGGCGGAAGUGCCGGAUGCUGUAGAUCAUCUGGUGACACCCCAGCAGUCGGAUUCUAACGUUCAGCCUCCUCGCAUUGAUUCUAAUAAAAUGGAAUAUAGUGCCGACGGUAGACUUCUAACUUUUGCGUCAGAGGAGGAUCUGUUUAUCUACCUUGGCCUGAAAUAGCUCGAGUGAUAUUUAUAUGAAAUGUCUAUGUUUCUAAUGGGAGAAAUUAUUUACAGAUGGUCAUACUAAGUGUGAUUGAAUAAAUCUGUUAAUUGAGGAUUA